Molecule: messenger RNA, 8360 nt
Organism: Piliocolobus tephrosceles (Ugandan red Colobus)
Lineage: Eukaryota; Metazoa; Chordata; Mammalia; Primates; Cercopithecidae
Gene: STRN
Product: striatin
Exons: 19
Coding region: 153-2582 (809 amino acids)
Cellular component (GO): dendrite
Molecular function (GO): calmodulin binding; protein-containing complex binding; protein phosphatase 2A binding
Source: RefSeq, a predicted model, not a curated record
CACGGGCUCGGCCGGCCCCCGCGCCCAGGCGGCUGCUCCCUGCUGACUGGGGUGUGGGCGGGAGCGGCGGAGGGAGGAGGAGGCGCUGCUUGCCGCCGCUGUUGCCUCCGCUGCUGGGCGCCGGGGCAGCUUCCCGGGUAUCUGCAGCCGCCAUGGACGAGCAGGCGGGUCCCGGCGUUUUCUUCAGCAACAACCACCCGGGCGCCGGCGGUGCCAAGGGGCUCGGGCCUCUGGCGGAGGCUGCCGCGACCGGCGACGGGGCGGCCGCGGCGGGGGCGGCCCGAGCCCAGUACAGUCUCCCGGGGAUCCUGCACUUCCUGCAGCACGAGUGGGCCCGCUUCGAGGUGGAGAGAGCCCAGUGGGAGGUGGAGCGGGCGGAGCUGCAGGCCCAGAUUGCCUUCCUACAGGGAGAAAGGAAGGGCCAAGAAAAUUUGAAGAAGGAUCUUGUGAGGAGGAUCAAAAUGUUGGAAUAUGCUCUUAAACAGGAAAGAGCCAAAUACCACAAGUUGAAAUAUGGGACAGAAUUGAAUCAGGGAGAUAUGAAGCCUCCAAGCUAUGAUUCUGAUGAAGGUAAUGAAACAGAAGUGCAGCCACAACAAAACAGCCAGUUAAUGUGGAAACAAGGUCGACAACUACUCAGACAGUAUCUACAGGAGGUGGGUUAUACAGAUACUAUUCUAGAUGUGAAAUCUAAACGAGUGCGAGCUUUGUUGGGCUUUUCAAGUGAUGUCACUGACAGGGAAGAUGACAGAAAUCAGGACUCAGUUGUAAAUGGCACAGAGGCUGAAGUUAAAGAGACAGCAAUGAUUGGAAAAUCAGAGUUAACAGAUUCUGCCUCCGUGCUGGAUAAUUUCAAAUUCCUUGAAAGUGCAGCUGCAGAUUUCAGUGAUGAAGAUGAAGAUGAUGACCUUGAUGGAAGAGAGAAAAGCAUCACUGAUACUUCAACAAUUGUUAGGAAAAAAGCAUUGUCUGACAGCAGUGAAGAUCGAGAUACAAAAGAAGCUCUAAAGGAGUUUGACUUCUUGGUUACAUCAGAGGAAGGAGACAAUGAAUCUAGAAGUGCAGGCGAUGGAACAGACUGGGAAAAGGAAGACCAAUGUCUCAUGCCUGAAGCCUGGAAUGUGGACCAGGGAGUAAUUACCAAACUCAAGGAACAAUACAAAAAGGAGAGAAAGGGGAAAAAGGGGGUGAAGAGAAAAACUACUGAAGAUCUGUUUCAGCCUCUAUCCUAUAUAAAACAGUCAAAACAGGGAUGUGGGAGAAUGAAGAAUCAAAGUUCAGGGCCCAAUAGGUCAAAACUCCAAGAUAUGCUUGCUAAUUUGAGAGAUGUUGAUGAACUUCCUUCAUUGCAGCCAUCUGUGGGUUCACCUUCCAGACCCAGCAGCUCCAGGCUUCCUGAACAUGAAAUUAAUAGGGCAGAUGAAGUGGAAGCAUUGACAUUUCCUCCUUCUUCUGGAAAGUCAUUUAUCAUGGGAGCAGAUGAAGCCCUUGAAAGUGAACUGGGACUUGGAGAACUAGCAGGCCUUACGGUGGCCAAUGAAGCAGACUCACUAACUUACGAUAUAGCAAACAAUAAAGAUGCAUUGAGGAAGACAUGGAACCCUAAGUUUACAUUGAGAAGUCACUUUGAUGGCAUCCGAGCCCUUGCUUUCCAUCCCAUUGAGCCUGUUUUGAUAACAGCAUCAGAGGAUCACACAUUAAAAAUGUGGAAUUUACAGAAAACAGCCCCAGCCAAAAAGAGCACUUCUCUUGAUGUAGAACCUAUCUAUACAUUCAGAGCCCAUAAAGGUCCAGUGCUUUGUGUGGUAAUGAGCAGCAAUGGUGAGCAGUGUUACAGUGGUGGUACUGAUGGACUGAUCCAGGGCUGGAAUACCACUAAUCCCAACAUCGAUCCCUAUGAUUCUUAUGAUCCUUCUGUUUUACGAGGCCCUCUGCUAGGCCACACGGAUGCAGUCUGGGGUCUGGCUUAUAGUGCAGCACAUCAGCGUUUGUUGUCCUGUUCAGCAGAUGGCACUCUGCGUGUAUGGAAUACAACUGAGGUUGCUCCAGCACUAAGUGUAUUUAAUGAUACUCAAGAAUUGGGAAUCCCUGCCUCUGUGGAUCUAGUAAGCAGUGACCCGAGCCAUAUGGUAGCAUCAUUCAGCAAGGGAUAUACAAGCAUCUUUAACAUGGAAACACAACAACGCAUUCUCACUUUAGAAUCCAAUGUAGAUACAACAGCCAACUCUUCCUGCCAAAUAAAUAGAGUCAUCAGUCAUCCUACUCUUCCGAUCAGCAUCACUGCUCAUGAAGACAGGCACAUCAAAUUCUAUGAUAACAAUACAGGCAAACUGAUCCACUCAAUGGUAGCCCACCUAGAAGCUGUUACAAGUUUAGCAGUUGAUCCUAAUGGCCUUUACUUGAUGUCUGGCAGUCAUGACUGUUCAAUACGUUUAUGGAAUCUAGAAAGUAAGACGUGUAUCCAAGAAUUCACAGCUCAUCGAAAAAAGUUUGAAGAAUCGAUUCAUGAUGUAGCUUUCCACCCAUCCAAAUGCUAUAUAGCCAGUGCUGGAGCUGAUGCACUGGCUAAAGUCUUUGUAUGACGCAAUGCAUCAUCUUCACCUUCUAGCUGUUUAUAAGUAAUCAACUGCACAAAAGAGAUACAGAAGACGAGGGCAAGAAUCAACUCGUCCUGCCCUUUUGUUCUGCUGAAGGAGCACAGAGAACAUUUGUUGAAGUAUAGUUUUGCAAUUCAUAUACUGUUUUCUAAAACUAAGGUUUGUUCAGGUUGCUGCAAGCUCAGCUGAAUCUGUGAGCCUGAGGUCUGUUUCAAAUUUCCCCCUAAUAGGCGUCUUUAUUUCUGAGGUUGUUCUAAUUCGCUAGGCAGGCCUGAGCGAAUACAAGUUUAGCUUGUCCCGGUUGAGUAAGUAGGGCAUGCUACAAUUGAUAAUUAAAAAGCUCGAUAACUGGGACUGAAUAGAAGAAAACGGGAAAGUUAGACCAAGUUCUCCCCUGCGAAAUCUUAUUAAACACAUUAAAUAGUCAAAAUAGUAAUCUUUAUCAUAUCUGCCUUAUUAACCCCUUUGUGUAUAAUGACCACGCAGUGUUAAGCUGAGUUUUUAAUUUGGCUCUCCUUUCAACUGUUCACAUAAAGCACCUGGCAAAGUGUUUUACCUGUUAGGGGGAGAAAAAUGCAAUAAUAUGUUAAAUAUAUUAUUAUUCAGAAAUGCUAAACAAAUAGUUUGCAAGCAGAUUUCUAUAUUGUAUUACAGUUUUGAAAAUAGAUUUGGUAUCAUUCUGAAGUUUAGCUAUCAAGCAUUCACCAUUGUGAAGAAUAGUUGAUUGACUCUGCUUUUACUAACAGAUUUAACUUAUUCAGGUUUGAAAUUCUGUUUAUUUUUAAGGGUAAACAGGGCAUAUCUCUUUAAUAAUUUCUAUUUAAAAUUCACUUUAUUCAUGUGACAUUUAUAGUACCAGAGUGAUUAUUUCAUACCAAUGAAAUCUUACUUUUCAGUGACUGAAAAAAUAGAAGUUAUUUGCUAAUAGUCAUUUAUCAGCACCCACCUAAUCAUGCUUCAGAUGAUCUGUGCUCUUUCUUCUUUGUCAUAUUCAAGUUAUCUGACAUCUACCAAGAAUAGUUCAUAAUUAUUAAGAGUCCAAAGAGUAUGAUUAACUUCACGCAGCUGCUUUUGCAGAAGUACUAAUAAAAAUAAAUGUUUUGUACCCAAAAGUCCUCUAUUAAUCUCUCUAAGAAGAAUCUCCUGGAAAUCUGGAUGAAAGAGUUUAAUGCCAAAUAUUGACUAAAAAGUUCUGUCUGUCUCCCUAUUCCUCCCCCAUUGUUUAAUUGAGAUAUACAUGUUUUAAUGGGCAGUUUAUCUGUAUUGUUUCUAGGGAAAUCCACACCUUAAAAGGCGAGGCUUCCCCAGCCCAACUUACCUGUGACCCACCUACAUGUGGUCAGCUUUUGGGAUUCUGAGGACCCCGCUAUCUAGACCUAGUCCUCUGUCAUACCUUAUUUCUGUAGCCGUUAUGUCUCUCUUCAUACUCUUUCUUCUUUGUCCCAAAUAACAGAGACCAAUCUAGAAAUUAGAAAUAAAUUAUUAAUGUCCAACUUGCCACCAAAAAUAUAGACUCUUAGAUUUUAAAAAUAUUAAAUCUAUAAAUAUUUUAACCAGUUAAAACAAUUUCUACAUAUUCCAUUCCCUACAUUUUCCAUCGUCACAACAAUGAUGCUUCUAUGAUAUGUACAUCUUCUUCAGAAAGUAUUCUGGUGGUGAUGUGGCUAAUGAUUGACAGUAUUUUUGUAAAAUUUCUGCUUGUUUGCCUCUGGAAUUCUGCAUUAUACAGGCAGAUUUUCUUUAAAGCUAAAGACCUGUGCUAAAUUUGCAUGAUUUUCAUACAGAUAGGCUGUAGUAUUUUAAUACAGCUACCUUUUCAUUGCAUCUUUGUGCUUUGGUUAACAGGAAAGCUCAAGAGACUCCAUUGUGUACUUAAAUGAAUUGACCUACACAUGGGCUAUCAGGUGAAUACUUAUAUUUCCAUGCAGAUACAGAAUUCCAUAUUAUGUUCAGUAAAUUUGUUUUGGUUCUUCACAGUGAAGAAAGAAUGUUUCUAACCCAACAUUUGUAGAAGGAUACUGGAAAAUUCCUUCGAGGAAGGAAGGAAGGAAGUUGCCAUUACUUGGUGUGUUUAUGAUGGAUGACCAUAAAGCUAUUGUUCUCAGUUAUUGUUUUAAUUACCUUCUAAGAUCUUCAGUACCUGCUUUACUAAUGUCACUGAAAUUCUAAAAACCAAGACAUUCUUCCCCUGUUCAUUUUAUGCUUCAUGGUUGAAAUUUUUCUGUCAGUGAGUGGAAAAUAACCAUGAGAUACAUUGACUGUAGUGCAAAUGGAACUGUUGAAAGUUCCUUAGAAAGCCAGUGCUGUGGCAUUGGAGACUAUAGAGAGAGUCUUCUCUACCAGCAGUGCAUGAUCUCAGCCUAGAAAUGAGCCAAAGCUGUCUUCCAACCAGAGUAGCAUAUACAUGUGUCUGACUUUUCCCCUAGCCUGUUGAACAUUCAAUGAAAAUUCACGGAAUGAACAAAUUCAAUGUUUAAGCAGCCAUUGAAAUGCUUUCGUAGAGCUUCAUUUGUAAAUAUCUUGUUUGAAAUGUAUUGGAAUAGUAUGAAAAUUAGCAGGAGGUUUGGAUCCCUGCCUUAUUUUCAUAUGCUAUGGAUACAUCUCUGGGAGCUUGCAGCACCCUUCUCAAAACUCAACUGUCAUAUGGAGCUCAUUUGCUACUCAAACCAUAGACAGAUUAUUUAACAGAAGUGAUAUAAUGACCUUCAGUAUUUUUCUAUUGAACAAGUUUAACAACUUUUGCCAUUAAACAAAUACUUAGUUAUGCAAAGUAUUUAGCUUUUAUAAUCAUUUUAGUUAUGACUAAAAGGGGGGAAAUUGAGCUGCAUCACUGAUGAUGAACUUUGUGAGAAAUUUUUUUUUAAUCUGACUUUCAUUCCUUCAGUAUUCUUGCUAUAAAUUUCUUUUGGAGAUAAUGAUGAAGAUUUAUUUGAAAAUGUCUAAAAUGUAUGUAUAUUUUAUAAGUAUAUAUUAUAUAUAUUGUAAGAAUAUAUAUAAUAUAUAAACUAUAUAUAUAUAUAUAUAUAUAUAAACCAUAGGUGCAUUUUACUGUUUUGUAAUUUCAUUUUUGGAGGUAGUAUACACAGCAGAUAAUGAUGAGUAUGAUGAGUGUUGUACUGUUUGCUUUUGCAGUAUAAUAUAUAGUUCUAAAUGUUUAAAUUACUGUAUAUACAAUAUUCAUUAUAGGCUAGCAUGCUUGUUUUAAAGACUGUCAUUCUAGUGUAUUAAAAUCUGAAUGUAAGAAAACCUGGCUAUUCAAAUGUGAAUUGAAAAAUAUUUCAUUCUCAGUACUGAACUAUUUCCAUUGAACAUUCAGGCUUUUUAACAAAAACAAGUAUCAUCAAGAAGGCAAUAGCUAGAAAAUGAGAGGUGCCUUUAAAAAAAACAAACAAAAAAAAACAAAUGCAGCCUUACAGUGAGGAUGAAGAUUGAGUUGGGGGCGGGGGUGGGAGGGGGGGCACAGAGAGAGAGAUUGUUAAUGUGUGUGCGCAUGCAUGCGUGUGUGUGUGUGUUUACCAAUCUGUGAAGGUCCUGAUUUGUGACCAUCAAUGUCUUUUUAAUGUAUCUGCUCAACUUCUAGGACUUCAGGGGACAUUUCAUGCGCUUUGUGCUCUUGAGCACCAUAUAUACUUUCCAAGAAUUUUGAAUGUGAAUUCCUAGAAAUUUCAGUAGAGAAAAAAAUAGCUAUGCUUUAAUUAUAGUACAGUUCAGGUAGAAGGAGAAAUUAUUGGUUCACCAAAAUUAUGGGAUCUCAUUACUGUUGGCUGAGUAAAUGCAACUUUUUAAAGGCUCACUUUUUAAUACUUCAUGUAUUUCCCUCUUACAAAACUGCAUGUCAUGAAGUUCUUAUGUGAUAAAGAUUCAACUAGUAAAUAUUUUUAGGUUAAUUACCUGAACUAGUUAAAAUUCCACCUAAAAAGAGUCUUAAAAUAUUUAAAUGGCAUCUCUCAUAUCUACCUCUUUGUCAUUGCUGCCAUUUUAACUGAAGCAAAUCUUUAUGACAUCUGAAAUGACGGUUGGAUGCAAUUUAAAAAAAUCUAUGUUGGUGCUUUUCUCAGGCUUUGUCAUUUAAGUUAUAUUGUAUUAAGGUGUCACAAAUCAGAUUGAAAGGCUCAGAAUUAAUUUUGUUUUUCUUUGAAAGAAUUGCUUAAAAUUAACCAUCAAUGUUGUUAGUGAGUGGAGAUACUGCCUCGUUGGUGUAUGUCUGUGUGAUGUUUUCAACCAAUAGCCAAAUAAUUAUUGAACUUACAUGAAAAAGAGUUCUGAGUAUAAUUUUAUUCAGAUUACUUUAUUCUUUGAAAGUGACUACAAGACUAUUAAGUACAUAAUCAUUCAUUUUAUUUACUCAGAAGUUGCCUCUCCAUUACUGUUAACUUGUUUAGUUAUUUAUAUAAUUGCAGUACUUUAAGUGUUGGACACUGGGAUUCAGGUUGUACAAAGUAGUAGCUGACAAAAAAUAUGUAUAUUUUUGUGAAAUGUAUCAAACCCUAAAGUUCAUUUUAGAGAAAGGCCCAGAAAACAUAUCUGUGUUUAAAAACAAAGGACAGGUCAUUCGUCAAUAAUUUGAAUCAUUUUUACUUUUGCCAGUACAAACUUUGUAAUUGGCCAUAUCCAUCAUCCAACUGGAUCUUCAUGUCAGUGUAAGGGAUGCCAGGUUGACAAAGUAUUUAACAGAUCCUUUACAUCAGUUUUUGUUUUUUGUUUUUUUUUAAUUCUAUAGAAAGCAAAUGUUUGGCCAAACAGAUCCCUAAAUCCCACUCAUUGAUUCUGGCAGUAUUCCUAAAGUGGUGCUUAGGGGGUCGGAAUUUUGUGGAUCUUUGCUAAUCCAAGCUUUAGAUUUAAUUUAACCGGGACCACAUGCUUGUCAUCCCUCUGAUGCAAAUUUUCAAAAUCAUUUUAAUUUAGAUUCUAAUGUCUGCCUGGGUUUUUAACAGGCUGUGAACCAGUGAGUGCCUUGUUAAUGUAGAAUGAUUUUUUUUUUCACCCUGGGUGGGUGUUAGUUAGCUCCUCUCUGAAAAUGUCUCAGAGAAUGGUAUUUUAAUUGACUUGUAGAGAGCUGCUAAAUUUGUUAUUAUCAGCAAUCAGAAAGUCUUUGGUCUACCACACAUCUCCCUCCCUACUAUCUCUUCAUUGUUUGGCUGAAGUUUGCCUCUUGUGAGAAAACAAUACAACUCCCUUUCUCCACACACUUUUUUUCUAGCCCAGAUUAAUAGGUUUCCCCUACCCCCAUCCCAACUCUAUGAUCUAAUACCUGUUUUUAGGAGGAACCUCUUCUUUUUAAUAGUGAAAUAUGCUGGUUAUUUUAUGUUUUCUCAAGUUCAGUUCACUAGAGCUGGCCACAGGGUGUCAUCAAUUCAGAUUCCUAAAUAAUCCUUUCUCUCCACACCCAAUCAUCCAGCUGGUGAGCCCUGGGCCAGAUUGUUUGAUCUUCAGGUAUUUUAAAUUUUAGUUACAUCAAUUAAUGUAAAUUAAUCCAAAUGCUAAGUUUUGUGGUGCAAGAAGUUUCUUUUGUAAAUUCAGGGUAUGGAUAAGCUCAUUAAGAUAUCCAUCUUUGGUGGCUCUAAGUGUAUUAUUUGUUUUUAAAUAAAGUGUACAAAUAUAGAUAACGUGCUAUAGGUGUCUCAUGAAUUGGAAUAUUUGUCAGAUUUGGGAUCUAGCUGUGACUUUACAGUGAAUCAGUUAAAUUAACAUAGUCUCAUCUGGGGCUUCUGGGGGAGGAGUCGUAGAGGCGUGCAGAGAAAUAAAAGGAUAUUAGACAAAGUA